AUGCAGCAGUUCCUCAGGUGGUGGUGGUGGUGGUGGCUGUUGCUGUGGGCUCUGAGUUGCUGUGUCUUCUCCACAGAUGGAGCUGCAUACAUCACAAGAGUCAUCAUUGUUGAUCAAAGUGGGCAAGGAAAUUUCACGACUCUUCAAUCUGCUAUUGACUCACUCCCUGAUGGCAACUCACAGUGGAUACAAAUUUAUAUCAAACAAGGAACUUACAGAGAGAAGGUCUUGAUACCAGCCUCAAAAGGAUUCAUUGUGCUGCAAGGCGAGGGUUCGAAGAAUACUCUGAUUACGUGGAGCGAUGAUGCGUCGCGUUUCGGCACUAUGAACUCUUCCACUUUCAGCGUCUUUGCAAACGAUUUUGUUGCUCGAAAUAUUGGAUUUGUUAACACAUUCAAGUCCGGAAGUGAAAGGCAUCUGCAGGCAGUAGCAGCACUAGUGGGAGGAGACAGGAACUCGUUCCACGACUGCGCCUUCAUCGGCUACCAAGACACGUUAUGUGACUAUCAAGGACGACACCACUUCGAUAAGUGUUGGAUCGAAGGCGCUAUUGAUUUCAUCUUCGGCUUUGGUCAAUCCAUCUACAGUCGAUGCGUGCUGAACUCGGUGGACGGCGGUUGGUUAACUGCGCAUGCCAAGACGAGUGCCGACAGCCCUGGCGGGUUCGUGUUCAAGUACUGCACCAUUCGUGCUACAAAAAUGACCUACUUGGGAAGAGCAUGGAACCAACACUCCACAGUAGUGUUCCAUAAGACGUGGAUGCCAUCCACCAUUAGGCCUGAAGGGUGGGAUGCUUGGCAUGUCAUACCAAAUCAGUACCAAAUGACCUAUGUAGAGGAUGGAAACAUCGGAGCAGGUUCAAAUACCUCUGGAAGAGUCAGCUGGUUAAAGACUCUCCCACCCGAACAGUUGCAAGGCUUCCUCAGCAGCAUCGAGUUUUUGGGCCCCGAUCGAUGGUUUGAUAAGCAGCCAUAG
Musa acuminata AAA Group (dessert banana) is the source of this 975-nucleotide messenger RNA. RefSeq names its product probable pectinesterase 66. The transcript is spliced from 5 exons. Gene Ontology annotation, molecular function: pectinesterase activity. Bases 1 to 975 code for a protein of 324 amino acids. Lineage: Eukaryota; Viridiplantae; Streptophyta; Magnoliopsida; Zingiberales; Musaceae. Gene Ontology annotation, biological process: cell wall modification; pectin catabolic process. The record is from RefSeq and is a predicted model, not a curated record.